Molecule: messenger RNA, 2749 nt
Organism: Peromyscus eremicus (cactus mouse)
Lineage: Eukaryota; Metazoa; Chordata; Mammalia; Rodentia; Cricetidae
Gene: Aldh4a1
Product: aldehyde dehydrogenase 4 family member A1
Exons: 15
Coding region: 233-1921 (562 amino acids)
Molecular function (GO): L-glutamate gamma-semialdehyde dehydrogenase (NAD+) activity
Source: RefSeq, a predicted model, not a curated record
AGGGCAUUUCUGUCGGAUUCCCCUGCUCCGCAGUCCACAGUAGCCUUUGGGAUACUAAAUAAGGCUGCUGUUUAUUGACAGGAGGGGGUACCCGCAGAGAGACCCCGAGGCAAGUGGACCGGGUGAUGCUGAGCCUCCCGCAAAGGUGGUGCGCUCCGGGUUUGACUAGUCCAAGCUUUCAGGGCGGACUCGGAGCGUUCAACAGGCUGACGGGAUCCUCAGACCCUACUCGAUGCUCUUCUUGCCCACGCUGCGCCGAGCCAUGCUUUCUCACUUCUGGAGGAGCGCUGGGCUGCGUUGGAGGCACACCUCCUCUCUUAAGGUGGCCAAUGAGCCCAUCUUAGCAUUCACUCAGGGCAGCCCCGAGCGGGAUGCUCUUCAGAAGGCUCUGAAGGACCUGAAGGGCCAGACAGAAGCCGUCCCGUGUGUUGUUGGGGACGAGGAGGUGUGGACGUCCAAUGUGCAGUACCAGCUGUCGCCCUUUAACCAUGGACACAAGGUGGCCAAGUUCUGUUAUGCGGACAAGGCCUUGCUCAACAAAGCCAUUGAAGCUGCCUUGGCUGCCAGGAAAGAGUGGGACCUGAAGCCUGUGGCAGACCGGGCCCAGAUCUUCCUGAAGGCGGCAGAUAUGCUGAGCGGGCCACGAAGGGCUGAGGUCCUUGCCAAGACCAUGGUGGGACAGGGAAAGACCGUGAUCCAAGCGGAGAUUGAUGCUGCAGCGGAGCUCAUCGACUUCUUCCGAUUCAACGCCAAGUUCGCCGUGGAACUGGAGGGGGAACAGCCCAUCAGCAUGCCGCCCAGCACCAACCACGUGGUGUACCGGGGGCUGGAGGGCUUUGUGGCAGCCAUCUCACCCUUCAACUUCACCGCAAUCGGAGGCAACCUGGCAGGCGCACCAGCCUUGAUGGGCAACGUGGUCCUGUGGAAGCCCAGCGACACUGCCAUGCUGGCUAGCUAUGCUGUCUACCGCAUCCUCCGGGAGGCUGGCCUGCCCCCCAACAUAAUCCAGUUUGUGCCAGCUGAUGGGCCAACAUUCGGGGACACGGUCACCAGCUCAGAGCACCUCUGUGGCAUCAACUUCACAGGCAGUGUGCCCACCUUCAAGCACCUGUGGAAGCAGGUGGCCCAGAAUCUGGACCGUUACCGGACCUUCCCGCGCCUAGCCGGAGAGUGUGGCGGGAAGAAUUUCCAUUUUGUGCACAGCUCGGCCGACGUGGACAGCGUGGUGAGCGGGACGGUGCGCUCGGCCUUCGAGUAUGGUGGUCAGAAGUGCUCAGCCUGCUCGCGCCUCUACGUGCCACAGUCUCUGUGGCCACAGAUCAAAGGGCGGCUGCUGGAAGAACACAGCAGGAUCAAAGUGGGCGACCCUGUAGAGGACUUUGGGACCUUCUUCUCUGCAGUGAUUGAUGCCAAGGCCUUCGCACGCAUCAAGAAGUGGCUGGAGCAUGCGCGUUCCUCGCCCAGCCUCAGUGUCCUGGCAGGGGGCCAGUGCAACGAGUCGGUGGGUUACUUCGUGGAGCCAUGCAUCAUCGAGAGCAAGGACCCUCAGGAGCCCAUCAUGAAGGAGGAGAUCUUCGGUCCUGUGCUGACGGUGUAUGUGUACCCGGAUAACAAGUACAGAGAGACGCUGCAGCUGGUUGACAGCACUACCAGCUAUGGCCUCACGGGGGCAGUGUUCGCCCAGGAUAAGGCAAUCGUCCAGGAGGCCACGAGGAUGCUGAGGAAUGCUGCUGGCAACUUCUACAUCAACGACAAAUCCACUGGGUCCGUGGUGGGCCAGCAGCCCUUCGGGGGUGCCCGGGCCUCUGGAACCAAUGACAAGCCAGGAGGCCCCCACUACAUCCUGCGCUGGACAUCACCCCAGGUCAUCAAGGAAACUCACCAGCCCCUGGGGGACUGGCGAUACUCCUACAUGCAGUGAGCUCUGCUCAGCACCUAUACGUCUACCUGUCUGUCCAUCCAGAUGACUGACAUCUCUGCACUGACCCCCGGCUCCCCACCAGCUCCUUCUGGACACUUCACAGCUGAGAUUGACCCUGUCCUGGCCAUUGAGCUGUAACCUGACCCCUCUUCCCUUGGAGUCAGGUGACCAGGCUUUGGCUUUGGGUCAUACUGGGAAAGAAGAGCCAAUUCGCCCAGAAAUCUCAUCUGCUACGGAACACCCUGGUGCCUGGCCAGCUCUCCGCCUGGCUGCUUUACUCUCCUUAUCCGAGGCCCCUUGGCUCAGAGACUCUGAGAACAGAGAGAGACACUCUCGGGAGCCUGUGGGGAAAGGAGACAGCUCUGGUGCCCCGCAGCCUCAUCACUCAGACUCCUGACCUUGGCCUCGGCCCCUCCACAUAUCCAAUGAGAUAGGAUCUCAGUCAGGUGGCUGCAGGGGUACCAGCUGGCUUUGCCCCUCGGUCUGCUAGAUGCUCCUGCAGGCACUUGUGCCCAGCCGUAUGCCUUAGACCCAUGUGCCUUCUCUAGGGUGCCUGGGUGUCCCUGAGCCUUCAUCUCUCCUGGCCAUCUGCUGGGAGUGAGCAGUAGUGGUCACCUGGGAAACCUUGAGCUGGGCCUCCAUUCCAUACUCUUGUCUGAGCAGCCAGAUCAGUGGUGGCCAGGGCGAGUUCCUACUUGGGUCCUGGAUGAUCAAGUGUUAUUUUUAGUAGCUUGAGAGCCUGCAGGGUUCCCCUUUAAGGACAUUUGCCAAGGGAUCCACAUACAGCUGAUGUGGCUGUCCCCAAGGGCCACCCCGGGUCACCACGGU